Molecule: messenger RNA, 3928 nt
Organism: Anguilla anguilla (European eel)
Lineage: Eukaryota; Metazoa; Chordata; Actinopteri; Anguilliformes; Anguillidae
Product: FYN-binding protein 1
Exons: 16
Coding region: 2028-3749 (573 amino acids)
Biological process (GO): integrin-mediated signaling pathway; T cell receptor signaling pathway; protein localization to plasma membrane
Cellular component (GO): plasma membrane
Molecular function (GO): protein binding
Source: RefSeq, a predicted model, not a curated record
CUCCAUCGACAAUCUCUAGCAAUGAACAUCAGCUAAGCGCGCUGGAUAUAUAAGCAUUAAACCAUUUGUGGCAGUGCAUAUUUAAUAUUCCGCAGGAAAAGGAAUUAAAUUGUGUGCCCAAAGCUACCCGUGGUAACUGUUAACCGUGUGCUCCGACAGUACUGAUAGUAGUGUGAGCAGGAGGUGGCUCGUGCUGUUUCUCUCAUAAUUCUUAAAAUGGCCUAGCACAUAAUGACUUGAGAUUAUUGUGCUUCGGUCGCUUACAGUAAUCGCACAGAAAUAGCAACUAAAUACAUUUGUUUGGUCACUGAGGUAAUGCGCACAUUUUUGUUUGCCUACUUCGUAACACACCUGUUUCCUUGUGAUGGAAUGCAUACUUGGCUGUUGAUACCGUUUAAUGGAUCAUUUAACAUGAACAGUUUAAGCUACCUGGAAAAAUAUUUAAUACUGUCAUGUGAUUUCUGCGAAAUUGUCACACAAUGACACAACACAUAUUAUGCACGUUAAUUUCUAGGUUCUCAUUUAUGUUGAACUGUUAACUCAAACAAAUUCGCAGGUAGCUUGAUUACAACUGGUUUAAGUGACCUGUAGGACCAAUCUUAUGUCAAUGUUGGUGUUGGAAAUAUUACUAGGAAUUCCGUGUAUAAUGGGAAUAAGUUUUCAGUAAAUCAAUACACAACAGUUUUGCCUUUCUAUUACAUAUUUAGAUGGAUAAGAUGCACAAGGUUCUUAUUUUUAUGCAAGGCUGAAAUGCACUCAUUCUACUUUGUUGAAAGCAAGCAAAGAAAAAUUGCCUUAAAUGUAUGGAUAAUCCAUCAUACACUCAAUAUGACCAAUGUCAUCUCUUAUCAUUGCCCAAUCCAGUUUAACAUGUAUAUUUUUUUACAAUAAUUAUUUCUGUACUUCUACAACACUUGUAGUUUAUUAUUAACAUUGGUUUGUCUGAGCAAUGUAUGCUCCAUGAUCCAUGUUUAUCUGCAGAUUUGAAUAAUUCUGUGGGAAGCUCUGUGAACAUGAAUAGACUUGUUGUACACUGUGUUCAUUUUUGCAUAAUUAUGUAGAAUUCUGUGCUAUCCCCACCGUUUUAACCCUGUGCUCCCCUCUCUUAACUGAAUCAGACUCCAUAUGAGUUUUUUAUGCUCUUUACAAAUAUUACCGCACAUUAUAACCGGGCAUGAGAUUCUUUCCAUUUUAGACGAGAUAAUACUGGAAAGAGUGUAUGUAGUUCACCAGAAAUCUGGAAAUUUAAUUACUGGAACUGUUGUGUAUUACUACCCAAAUAUACCCAAUUAUCGGUCCCAUUCUCCGCAGCUUGUCCGGUUCACAGGGUUGUUAACUUUUGAAACUGUUCUUAGUCUAGAUACAUAGGUUAAAAAGGGGAGCAAGUGCUUUGAGUAAGCAAGCAUUUGCAAAACCGUGCUAUCCUCUCUAUGUAUUGUGUGGUGGAGAUAAGAAAGACCUUGCUUGUUUCCUGUGCCUGGGGAAAAAGUUCUCUAGAAGCAAAUGCAUGUAUCUUAUUGGUCAAAUGGGAAACGUUAUGACUGCUGUCACCAUGGCUACCGUUGUUAAAGGUGAUAGGUGUGUACAUGCAUUUGUGUGGUUAUGGGUGCUUCCUGCUUGUCUGAUUGUUUAAAUUAGACUUAUGUAAUUGUUAAACCGAGAUAUUUAACAAGAGUAAGGCCAUGAUUUGGGGGGGAAAUUCUUCCUUGUGUUAGAUUCCCAGAAUUACUUGUGUGCCCUUAGAAAUAAAACAUUCCUACUUGUCUCACUUUCUAUUUGAAGGAGCCAAGCUAUAAAGACAAAUUCAGUGGCAGGCUCUUUUACUGUUAAACCUGUGACCUCAUUUUUUCAGAGAAACUGCUACUUUCUUUUUAGAUGUUUUCUCUCUCAGGUCCUGUGGUUGCCACUACAUCAGGCAGUCUUGUAAUAUUUCUGCCAUGUUAUGAAAGAUAUGUAUACCACUUUGUUUACAGGAGGAGAGUGUGGACGUCAAGGCCUUGAGGGCUAGGUUUCAUGCUAAGGCUGAGAUGGCUGCUGUUGGAGGAGGCGGUCCCCCGAGGACCUUGCUGCCAGGAGUCGGGAGAGCAGGAACGCCGAUGGCAUUCAACUCGAACGUCAAUGGAGCUGUCAGACCCAAGGCAUCGCCCACUGGUCCCAAACCGCUGCCAGGAGUUCGCUCCCCUUCAGACUUGUACAGGUUCCCCAGGCCCCCCACGGCUGAUCCUGGGGGUCCAACCACUGUAAGAAACCUUUCUCCACUGGGCGUCUUCCCAAGACCGCCGCCGUCUCACCACAUCGGCUCCCAAGAGCAAAGAACGGCCUCGCCAGGCACAGAAAAGCCAGGGAGGGUCAAAGCAACAGGGGAGCUGUUACAAAACAAGAUGCUGAGGCAGCUUCCUGGGUCAGACGGGACCGUACCCAAGCCGGCCUCUCCCGUCAUCACCUUACUGCGCAGCCAGAGGAGCAUGACCGAAGUCCCCCCCCUCAGGAGGAACCUUCCCCCUGAGGGACCCAGGCCCCUCAAACCCAAACGUCCGCCUUACGUCAAUCUGGACAAUUUCAGGAAAGCUCCUGCUUUCACCCCAAUGCCUAGACUUCCAACGCCAGGGAAGAUUCAUGGUGGCAGCAGUCCGUCCCUGCCUGGGUCAGCUAGUCCAUCAGGUCCACCAAGGCUCCCAGCAAAACCCAGCAGUCUACACCAGCAACACUCCACUGUUCUUGAUGAGGAUGACCAGGACACUUAUGAUGACAUAGAUGUGCUUCCACCUCCCCCACCCCCUCCACCAAAAUAUCCAGGAAGUAGAGAUGACUCCUGGACUGACCAUGGUUCCACACAAGGAGAUGAGGAAAGUGGUGAAAGUGAAAUUUAUGAACCUAUUGAUGAACCUGAGGAGUCAUCCAAUCCCAUCAGCAAGGUCAAGAAAAAGAAGGACCAGCUUGAGCUGAAAAAUAAAGACCAGAGGGUGAAACAAAAGAAAGAGAAUGAAUACAGAAAGAAAUUUAAGUUGACUGAGCCAGUGGAGGUCUUGCAUAUAGCCAAGGUUCGACACGACUGGCAAGGGGGCAAGAAUGAUCUGUCUGUGCGGCAGGGUGACACUAUAGAGAUCAUCCGGAUCAAGGACAACCCAGGGGGCAAAUGGCUUGCCCGCACACUCAGUGGCACCUAUGGGUACAUCAACAAUACGUGUGUGGACCUGGACUAUGAGGAAGUGAAGCGAAGCUUCCUUUGUAAAGCGGCAGACGCCUCUUUCCCCCCACCACCUCCUGCACAAGACGAUGACUUCUACGAUGAUGUGGGCUCCUCACAACAAUUGAACAGCAGCACUGAUUUGGACAAUGAAGAUGUGUAUGAUGAUGUGCAGCAGAUACCGGAUGAGUUCCCACCUCCCCCUCCAGAGCCAAGCCUAGAUCCCAAAAAAGCCAAAAAACAGGAAAAGGAAGAGAAAGAAUUUAGAAAAAAGUUUAAGUUUGAAGGGCCUAUAACUGUCAUCUGCCACAUGAUGGUUGAUCCCAACAACAGCGUCAAAAAGGGAGGUGGAAAGGAUCUAUCCUUAAAUCGUGGAGAGAUCCUGGAAGUCAUUCAGUUCAUCAACGACAAGAAGGCAUUGUGCCGCAACCAGCAGGGGAAAUAUGGAUAUGUGCCACGGUCUGUCCUCCUACACAUGGAAGGGGAAAUUUAUGAUGACGUUGAUAGCCAAGCAGUUGUUUAUGACAACGAUUCCAGCACAGAUCAGAAACCCUGGUCCUGAAGACAGUAGUUGUAAAUGGGAUGAAGUCUAACCUGAGAAAAUAUUUAUUUCUUCCAGAGAGGAAUUUCUAAAUAGCCAUUAGUUCAAUCUGGUGCAUAGAAAAGCAAGCGCUCAAAAGAAACUUGAAUCUCUUGAGGUUUUUUACAAUUUGUAAAUAAAAUGUUGGGCUUUCAGUUUCA